UUAUGCAACACUAAAAUUUAAAAAAAAAAUUUGUUAACACUGAGUAUUUCUUAAAACGUGCAAAACAAUUCAACCUGUAGAGAUAUCAGAGUAGGCUUAUCAAUCGUAAAUCUCAAAGGACACGUUAAAUAUGAGCGACAGCGAGACGGAGGAAACCAAGAUCAGCACGGAGCCGGUGGAAAAUGCGUGGGCCAUGAAAAUCCCUUCCUUUAAGCCGGAGGACAACCCGCACGGCAUGGUGGAGGAGAGCUCGUUCGCCACACUCUUUCCCAAGUACCGUGAGAGGUACCUGAAGGAAGUUUGGCCUUUGGUGGAGCAGUGCGUGGCCGAGCACCAUCUUAAGGCAGAGCUGGACUUGGUGGAGGGCAGCAUGGUGGUGAAGACUAGCCGCAAGACAUGGGACCCCUACAUUAUAAUCAAGGCCCGCGACAUGAUCAAGUUGAUGGCCAGGAGUGUUCCCUUUGAACAGGCGAAACGGGUGCUUCAGGACGACAUUGGAUGUGACAUUAUUAAAAUAGGCAACCUGGUGCACAAGAAGGAGAAGUUCGUGAAGCGGCGCCAGCGUUUAAUCGGACCCAACGGAGCCACUUUGAAGUCCAUUGAACUUCUCACAGACUGCUAUGUCCUGGUCCAGGGAAAUACAGUUGCGGCCCUGGGGCCCUACAAGGGCCUUCAGCAGGUAAGGGACAUCGUGGUGGAGACCAUGAACAACGUACACCCCAUCUACAACAUCAAGGCGCUCAUGAUCAAGCGAGAGCUGAUGAAGGACCCGCGCUUAGCCAACGAAGACUGGUCACGAUUCCUGCCAAAGUUCAAGAACAAGAACAUCAGCAAACGCAAGCAACCGAAGGUCAAGAAGGCCAAGAAGGAGUACACACCGUUCCCGCCAGCACAACCCGAAAGCAAGGUGGGCAAGCAACUGGCCUCAGGAGAGUACUUCCUCAACAAAGAGCAGAAGCAGGCCAAGCGCCAGCAGGAGCGUAGCGCCAAGCAGGCGGACGCUGCCAAGAGGCAGGAUGAGCGCCGCAACAAAGACUUUGUUCCGCCGACUGAAGAGGCUUCUUCAAGCAGAAAGCGUUCAUCGGCAGAAAACGCAUCCUCCAAAGUUGACGUGAAGGCGUUGAAGGCGAAACUUCUGAAGGCAAACAAAAAAAAGGUUUAAAGUUAUCGAGGUAGUCUUUAAAUAGUUACAUUUAAUUUUACUAGAUCCUAUAAGUAACGAAACUUUUUUAAUUAUUUUACGCAAACGUAUAAAGAUAAAUAAAAAAGACCAGAAAUAAUUCCUGCA
Molecule: messenger RNA, 1288 nt
Organism: Drosophila ananassae
Lineage: Eukaryota; Metazoa; Arthropoda; Insecta; Diptera; Drosophilidae
Gene: dbe
Product: KRR1 small subunit processome component homolog
Exons: 1
Coding region: 131-1162 (343 amino acids)
Cellular component (GO): nucleolus; small-subunit processome
Molecular function (GO): RNA binding
Source: RefSeq, a predicted model, not a curated record